Molecule: messenger RNA, 1647 nt
Organism: Sinocyclocheilus anshuiensis
Lineage: Eukaryota; Metazoa; Chordata; Actinopteri; Cypriniformes; Cyprinidae
Exons: 7
Coding region: 1-1647 (548 amino acids)
Source: RefSeq, a predicted model, not a curated record
AUGGAUGAUCCUUGCUACAACUACAAUGUGCUGGAUGAUCCUCGAAGAGCCACCAACAAUAAAUAUUCCUCUCAAAUAAUGUGUGACUGUGAGGUCAACUGGAACGGUUGGUACCGUCUCUUCAUUCAGGGUCAGAGCGUUCAGAUGCCAGACACAUGUGUUGAUCAGGACAGCUGUGGCACUCAUGCACCACUGUGGCUGAAUGGAGGACAUCCAACAAUUGGAGAUGGAGUGGUCACUCGAGGUGUCUGCGGUCACUAUGACAAUGACUGCUGCUCUUUUCUGUCCAAUCCCAUUAAAGUCAAAGCAUGUCUGGGAGAUUAUUAUGUCUAUGAGUUUGUGAAACCAGCUUUCUGCUUUUUAGCAUAUUGUGCAGAAGUAAUGAACAUCAACACCACUUAUACUGUCACAACUACAAUUACGACUGCAGUUCCUCCUGUUGACCCCUGCUAUGACUACAAUGUACUAGAUAAUCCAUGGAGAGCCACCAACAAUCAAUAUACCUCUGAAAUAAUGUGUGACUGUGAGGUUAGCUGGGAUGGCUGGUACCGUCUCUUCAUUCAGGGUAUUAGCGUUCAGAUGCCAGACACAUGUGUUGAUGAGUAUAGCUGCAGCACUCAUGCUCCACUGUGGCUGAACGGAGGACAUCCAACAGUUGAGGAUGGAGUGGUCACUCGAGAUGUCUGCGGUCACUGGGACAAUAACUGCUGCUAUUUCCAAUCCAAUCCCAUUAAAGUCAAAGCCUGUCCAGGCAAUUAUUUUGUUUAUGAGUUUGUGAAACCAGCUUUUUGCUCUUUGGCAUACUGCGCAGAUAUUGGGAAGAACAACAUUUCCUAUACUACUACAAUGAUAGAAACAACCUCAACGAAUACAACAACUGAAACCACAACAAUAGAAAGUACCACCACAGACACCACAACUGAGAUCAAAACAACAGAAGGCACCACCAUUCCAGAAAGUACUACCCCAAAGAUCACAACAACAGAAAGCACCACCACUGGUACCACAACUCCAGAAAGCACCACAGUGACAGAAAGUACAAUCACUGCCACAACCACAAAAGAAAGCACAACAGAGACCACAACAAUAGAAAGUACGACCACUGGAACCACAACUGAGAUUACAACAACAGAAGGCACCACCUCUCCAGAAAGUACUAUCACAAAGACCACAACAACUGAAAGAACCACCCCAGGUACUACAACUUCAGACAGUAAAACAAUGGAAAUGACAACUACAGAAAGCACCACAAUAGACACUACAACAACAACAAAAGAAAGCACCAACACAGGCACCACAACACCAGAAAGCACAACAACUGAAAACACAAGAAUAGAAAGUACCACCACUGGCCCCACUAUUCCAGAAAGUACAACAAUGGAGACCACAAAAACAGAAAGAAUCACCCCCGGCACAACAACUGAGGCCACGACAAUAGAAAGUACCACCAAAACAGAGAACACAAUGACAGAAGGCAUCACCACUACAGAAAGUAUUACAACAGAAACCACAACAACAGAAAGCACCACAACCGAUAACAUAACUCCAGAAAGCACCACAGUGACAAAAAUUACAACCACUGGCACAACCACUCCAGAAAGCAGAACAACGGAAACAACAACAACAACAACAGAAACACCACAAUGA